Molecule: messenger RNA, 1004 nt
Organism: Branchiostoma belcheri (Belcher's lancelet)
Lineage: Eukaryota; Metazoa; Chordata; Leptocardii; Amphioxiformes; Branchiostomatidae
Product: ras-related and estrogen-regulated growth inhibitor-like
Exons: 4
Coding region: 209-952 (247 amino acids)
Molecular function (GO): GTP binding; GTPase activity
Source: RefSeq, a predicted model, not a curated record
UUUCCUGGCACUGGAUAUAAGGCCAGCCUUGUCCGCAAUCGCUGGUCUAGGACUAAAUACAGCGUAGGUAAGAUACAGGAGACAUUGGCCCGAACUGACAACGAGUUUUCUUUCGGUGCAUUCGUCAAAAAACUGCUGAAAACACAAGGAGUGUAUACAGCUACAGAGAAGAGUGGCUUCACGAAAAGACAGUCUACGGAAAAAGGUGAUGAUGACAUCGCUUGUACGCCACAAGUCGCUGAAGAAGAGUAGCGGUCCGAGCCGGUACGGAGGCCAGGCGCGGUACGGCGGGUCAGGCACACAGGGGAUCCGGGUAGUCGUGCUGGGGCAAGGCGGUGUCGGCAAGACCGCUAUGACCGUGAGAUUCGUGACGAGGCGUUUCAUCUGUGACUACGAUCCAACGUUGGAGGCCAUCUACAAACACAACACGUACAUAGACGGCGAGCAGGUUCACUUUGAGAUCCUGGAUACGGCUGGACAGGAGGACCCCCAGUCGCCGAAUCUUGAAGAGAAGAUCCGAUGGGGCGACGCGUUCAUCAUCGCCUACUGCAUCAACGACCAGUGCAGCUUCGACGAGAUCAUGCGCUUCAAGUUCCUCAUCAACCACACCAAGGGCUCCUCCGCGCACGCUCCUGAAGUUCCCGUCAUGGUGGUGGGCAACAAGCGAGACCUAGAACUGGACCGGAUGGUCAAGACUUCCGAGGGGGAGAAGAUAGCCACCGCUCUCGGCUGCAUGUUCAUAGAAGUCUCCGCUAAGGAGUCCCACGAGGAAGUCAGAACUAUGUUCGAGAAGUUGUACAAGAAGUGUAAGGCGUGCCAGGCGUUGAAACUGUCGCCUACGGCCAUCAGGAAGGUGAUGGACAAAGUCAGCAUGUUCUCAUCCGGACUGGGAAACCACAGUCGCCCGCUUAACAGACUGCCGAGCUUCGCCACGGACAGUAUGGAGAUAUAAGAUUAAUGUAUAUAGAGAGAAAUCAAGCAGUUUGAAAUCUGUUAUGUAUAUA